CGGUCGACGAGCCUUCUCGGACUGAGAAGUCGUGAAGCAAUAAUUGCCAGUGGGGCUUAUGAUCCACCCAAAUAUCGCCCAAUUAAAGAUUUCAGCAACCGAGACCAGGAGAAAAAUCGAUUGGCUUCAAUAUUUGCUUUUGGUGAGGACUUAACCAAAAAGAAAAUUCAGGACGGAGAGAAAUCUCCUUCACCAAAAUUAAGCCGUUUUGAUGAAUUAUUUAACGAAUUGCAAGAUCGCCAGUCGUUUCUAGAGGAAAUGCGAAGCCUGGGAAAAUCCUCAGCGUAUGACAGUCAAAUUCAAUCUGAAAUUUCGCAAAUUAUCAAAGAAAUGGAACUUAUAGAUAAAUGUGAAAGUGAAAAGCUGUUAUAUAUCCAAACUAAGCCGUCGAAAUAA
Molecule: messenger RNA, 396 nt
Organism: Rodentolepis nana
Lineage: Eukaryota; Metazoa; Platyhelminthes; Cestoda; Cyclophyllidea; Hymenolepididae
Source: the annotation of a GenBank genome assembly